UGGCUGAGUGGCUGUUGUUCCCAGUGGCUUCCACUUUGUUAUAAUCCCACUAACAGUUGAGCGUGGAAUAUUUAGUAGCCAGGAAAUGUCACGGAUGGACUUAUUGCCCAGGUGACCACCUAUCACGGGACCACGCUUGGAGUCACUGAGCUCCUGAGAGCGGCCCAUUCUACACCAAUGUUUGUAAAAGCCGUCUGCAUGCCUAAAGGGAUUGGAACACCUGAAUCGCAUGAUAUGGAGGGGAUUGGAACACCUGAAUCACAUGAUUGGGAGGGGAUUGGAACACCUGAAUCACAUGAUUUGGAGGGGAUUGGA
This is a messenger RNA of Staurois parvus, 315 nucleotides long. NCBI's taxonomy places the organism in Eukaryota, Metazoa, Chordata, Amphibia, Anura, Ranidae. The record is from the annotation of a GenBank genome assembly.